Molecule: messenger RNA, 420 nt
Organism: Entrophospora candida
Lineage: Eukaryota; Fungi; Glomeromycota; Glomeromycetes; Entrophosporales; Entrophosporaceae
Source: the annotation of a GenBank genome assembly
AUAAGACAUGCUAAUGAAGACAAUCUGAGGCUCUCAAAGUUCGGUAAAGAUGCAUAUGAUCACAUUUAUCAUUUUUGCAAAUGCAUGGACAAAAAUUAUGAAGCAGCACCACUGUUAAAAAAUUUGGGAAUUUUACUAAUGCAAUUGGAUAGAACAGAUAUAUCGUUUUUUUUAUUAGAAAAAAAUACGCCUCCAUUUUACAAAUUUUCAUGCUUAGAUAAAAUAGCAAUACCGAUAAAAAAAAUGGAUAAUUUUCAUGACAACAAAAAAAGGAUGAUAGACUUUAUUAGUGUUCUCUACAGCAUCAAUACAAUUUUAGUAGAAAAUGUUAAAAUAUUGAACAAAAUAAAUUGUAUUACGGAAUCAAAUAAUCAAUCGGCGUUGACAUCAUCUUCAACACCAAAGCAUUAUUCUGAUAAA